UCAUGCUGCUGCCAGGUCCAGAGUGUGUCAUGGGUCCCUGUACGGCCUCCCAUUGCUGCUGUCUCCAUCGCCACACUCUGCCAUGUGCCACUUUCAGGUCUCCUCACACUGCUGGUGGGUUCCAUUUUGUCAUAGGGUGCUGGUGCUGUAUGGCCUCCCAUUGCUGCUGCCAGGCCCGUAAUCUGCCAUGGGCCCCCGUACCGACUCCUCAUGCUGCUGCCAGGCCUGUAAUCUGUCAUGGGCCCCUGUACCGCCUCCUCAUGCUGCUGCCAGGUCCAGAGUGUGUCAUGGGUCCCUGUACGGCCUCCCAUUGCUGCUGU
Molecule: messenger RNA, 320 nt
Organism: Staurois parvus
Lineage: Eukaryota; Metazoa; Chordata; Amphibia; Anura; Ranidae
Source: the annotation of a GenBank genome assembly